AUGAGCAAAUUAAGAUGUACAGGAAAGGAAGGAUUACAAAGGAUGAAUUAUUUAUACCAAAUAAGUAAUAUGCUUGCCACCAAUAGUGUAGCUGAAAACACUGCUUCCUCAUUGAAUUCUAAUCUCCUGGUAAAUAUUUCUAGAAAAACUGUUCAAAGGAUGGAAAUAGGUUUGAAGAGAACAAUCUGCAAGAGUUGCAGGUGUCUCUUACUAGCUGGCAUUAAUUGUAAAAUAAGAAUUACAAAGAAAAAAUUGAUUCAAACAUGUUUGAAAUGUCACAAAUCCAAAAUAUUGAGUAUUGAGAACAAAACCUACUUGCCUUGGACUCAGCAAGAAGAAAGUAUAGUGGAAGUCAUGGAUUUUGGAAGAAGUGGUGAAACACAAGGAGAUAAUGAUAUUCACACAAAAAGAAACAAAAAUCAAGUAGAAUCUAUACAUUCCAAUAAGGAAAAUGAUAAGCACACACCAAUGGAAAUAAGACAAGAAGAGGUUAUCAUGAAGAGGAAUAAACAGGAAGAGCAGGAAACCUAG
This is a messenger RNA of Phaedon cochleariae (mustard beetle), 531 nucleotides long. NCBI's taxonomy places the organism in Eukaryota, Metazoa, Arthropoda, Insecta, Coleoptera, Chrysomelidae. The record is from the annotation of a GenBank genome assembly.